This is a messenger RNA of Aspergillus saccharolyticus JOP 1030-1, 644 nucleotides long. RefSeq lists its product as uncharacterized. The transcript is spliced from 5 exons. Lineage: Eukaryota; Fungi; Ascomycota; Eurotiomycetes; Eurotiales; Aspergillaceae. The record is from RefSeq and is a predicted model, not a curated record. The coding region runs from base 207 to 644 and encodes 145 amino acids.
AAUUGCCGGCUGUGUGGGGUUGCGGAGGGCGGAGUUGAGCCGCGGGGAUUAUUAGCCUUACCUCGAAUGGGCAACCAAAGCCGCAUCUCGCUGUAAAAAUCGGCUUGAGGAACUGGAAAGAGUAAGUUUUACGAACAAGAAUGAUUCAUGGGGCCCCCAAACCCUGAAAUGUUAUACUCAUUUGGUCCCUUGCUCGGGUUGAUGGCAUGAUGGCAGGGAAAGAGAUUAUCCGCUUCAAGGACAAGACCCGACCAAUUUCACCGGACUCAACUUCCUGUGAAAAAAACGUGGCCGUCCGUAAGCUUCACGAAGAAAUCCUCCGCAGCCUGCCACUGAACACGCUCUACGUUGGGCUUCACCUCCGAGACGACCCGCCUAAUUUCAACGACUUCCAAUGGGGUCUCUAUUUUCAUGACAACUCGAACGCGAUAGCACGUCAUGGACACCGGAUUUUGUCAGGGACCGGCGGUGUCUUUAGAUCCAACUUUCUGUGUGUUAUACCUGGGAUUACUUGCCGCGUUUGGGUGCUCGCUAUUUUGCGGAAGCUUAUCGAGCGCGGUACUGUGCAGUGCCCCAGUGUCGGCAAUCAGUACGUGGCCAAUGCUUCCGGCAAUCACCAGCCACGUCCACACGUCCAAUUGUAG